AUGACUCGGCCCAACGGCACACAGGACCCCCUCAACGCCAACGAGGAGUGGGCACAAAGUAUAAUCAAAGAUAAUCCCUAUUUCUUUAGGACUCGGCCACCAUGCCGCAGAACUCCAAGGUGUGCCUUGUGCCUUGUCCUUCAGAUUGGCUGCUCUGACUCGCGAGUGCCGGCCUCCAUCGUCACAACGUCCAUGCCUGGCACUAUCUUUGUACACACGAAUACCGUCAAGCACGUAUCAACCAUUCAUCGGACUCCUCGAGCACAUUACGGUCAUUAUCCCUGCAGCCAAUUACACAUCUUCGACGACAACGCUCACUCCGUCCUGGCAUAUGUUGUCAAAGAGGUCGGCGUCGAACACGCUCAGCCUCUUAUGAUUAUCAUGGUAACGCUUCGAUCGCCCCUCUAA
Molecule: messenger RNA, 408 nt
Organism: Suillus clintonianus
Lineage: Eukaryota; Fungi; Basidiomycota; Agaricomycetes; Boletales; Suillaceae
Exons: 2
Coding region: 1-408 (135 amino acids)
Biological process (GO): carbon utilization
Molecular function (GO): zinc ion binding; carbonate dehydratase activity
Source: RefSeq, a predicted model, not a curated record